Fusarium keratoplasticum is the source of this 1545-nucleotide messenger RNA. RefSeq names its product Copper-fist domain-containing protein. Gene Ontology annotation, cellular component: nucleus. Bases 1 to 1545 code for a protein of 514 amino acids. Gene Ontology annotation, molecular function: DNA-binding transcription factor activity, RNA polymerase II-specific; RNA polymerase II cis-regulatory region sequence-specific DNA binding; copper ion binding. NCBI's taxonomy places the organism in Eukaryota, Fungi, Ascomycota, Sordariomycetes, Hypocreales, Nectriaceae. Gene Ontology annotation, biological process: intracellular iron ion homeostasis; intracellular copper ion homeostasis; positive regulation of transcription by RNA polymerase II. The record is from RefSeq and is a predicted model, not a curated record. The transcript has 2 exons.
AUGCCUCUCAUCAACGGCCAGAAGAUGGCCUGCGAGCCCUGCAUCCGCGGCCAUCGCUCGACCAAAUGUACUCACGCGAACGAGCGAUUGAUGGUGCCUGUUCGCAAACCAGGCCGUCCCCUGAGUACUUGUCCUCACCCGGCAUCUCGCCCAUGCUCCUGUGGCAGAGUCACAGCCGCCAUCCCCAAGAAGCAGCCGUGUCGCUGCGGCUCCAACAAAAGCGCCGAAUCUCCCACUGGGAAGCCCGAGAAUGGCGACUCAGCAAGCGAAUCGACAUCUCAAAGUCCUUCCAGCAAGACAACAAGUUCAAGUUACCGAGUGCAGAAGACGAGCUCUAGGAGCAGCGUCUCCAGUCGGCGACCAUCUGUUGACCCAGCUGCACUCCAGAGGAUGGACCCUGGCAUGCUCAAUAUCAUGCCUGCCUAUGACGGCAUAUCUCAGAAGCCUGCUGCACCCCUUCCCGAGAUGUCUCCCUAUGGAGCCAUGGGUAUGACGCCGGCGGAAAGCCCAUUUGGGCCGGUCAUGUAUCCCAUGUUUCAACCACAUAUGCCGCCUCCCAUGAUGAGCGCGGAUGGCUCUAAACCGGUCCUGGCUUCCCAUGGCGUUUCCAUGGCGACUCCACAUAUACCGGAAGAAACGAGGGAACCUGUGGCCAAGGGCGGUUCGUGUUGCGGCGGUGGUAACGCUGAUGAUGAUUCUGCUGUCCCUAGCACACUUCCUUCGAUGCCGAGUCCUCCGACCAAGACGAAACCCAAGAGUUGUUGUUCGUCCAGCAUCAACUCUCCUAAACCGGACCAAAAGUCAGACACGGUGCCCACAUCCGACGUUUCAACGCCGAAUGGCAUGGUCAUGUCACCUUUCCCACCGACGCCUAUUAUGAUGCCGAACGGCAUGUAUGCCUAUUAUCCCCAACCUACAGUAUUCACCUACCCCCCACAGUACGGCUCCUACUUGCAGCCUUUACAACCCGAGCAGUGGAGGCAGGUCAUGGCAUCGAUGACAUUUGCGGGUCAAGGUGGUAUGCCGUCUCCCUACGGCAUGCCAUACCCUCCUCCAGGAACGCCUCAUUCGGCCGCGGGCACUUCUCACCAGUGCAGUUGUGGCGCAUCUUGCCAGUGUAUCGGAUGUGCGGCCCACCCAUACAACGAAGCAACCCAGAACUACGUUCGAUCUGCGUGGCAGAGCAUGAUGGAAGAUCCUCAACGAGCACAGACCCACAGCAGCGCCGGCUAUACUCAUGUUAACGGACACGGAAAUGCUGAGAUGCCGACAACGAACGGUUCGGGUGCACCAACGGUGCCUGCUGUCGGACCUGCUGAAGGAACGGUAUCGCCAGUUGCACCACAAACGCCAUCCGAGGCGGCUUCAGGGGUCAGCGAGGAACAGGCUCUGUCGGCCAACGACUUCUUUUUCGUCAGUUAUCCGUUUGGAGACUCGUGUGCCGGCGAGCAAGCGAGCUGCCCUUGUGGAGAUGAUUGCCAGUGCCUUGGCUGUGUGAUACAUAACAAUUCCGAGGUGGUGGCAGAAGGGGUUGCUGAAGCAUAG